AUGGCAUCAAAUGACAGUGCCGGGCCUCCGUCUUAUGCCGCGGGCUUCGAUGAGCCAGAGGCCGUGCUGCUGGAACUAGCAGCUGACAACAGUCAAGAUGAGCUUGAGCUCUCUAGUAAAGAGCAGUUGUUAUUGCGUCUUUACGACCAAAUACAGGAAUUAGACCUCGAACAAGCCGUGCUAGAGCAAGGUAUGGGGCUCUUUGGCGAUUUGCUGUACCUUGGAAUUCCACUGAUGGCGCAUUCAGACCCAGAACAGCCUAGGAACGAAAAUGUGGAUGAGCAGCUUCGCGUGGCAGAGCGAGAGCUGUUAGAGGCUCGCGCGACUUACACUGUCAGGAGGAGAGCAAUCGAAUCAGUUCUCAUGACCGACCCGAUCCUCAAGGCCGUACACUUAAGGGCAUCCACACCCGCGGAAAGGGCUCUUCUUCCUCUCAUCAACCGUCGUGACUUACUCUCGCUAAUCUACGAAAAUCUGUCUAAUGCGCAAGCAGCUAUACUGGAGACACGUUCGAAUGCGGAAGUGGACAAUAUACGCGCGACAAAGCUAAACCAGGAACUCGCGCGCCAGCUCCUGGGCUUGACGGCAAAAGGGGAAUCGUGGCGCGAUGAUGUCAAAGAUAACACUCUACAGUCUCAGAUAGAAGAGACUGAGCAGCAACAUAAGAAAGCUCGAUCCCAAUGGGAUAUCAUGAAAAACAUCGUUAGCGCAGUCAUUGUAAGCAGCGGAGUCGACUGGGCGCGCGACGACAGACUACGCGAACUAGUGUUGGAUGAGCUAGACUGA
Talaromyces proteolyticus is the source of this 786-nucleotide messenger RNA. RefSeq names its product centromere protein H (CENP-H)-domain-containing protein. Gene Ontology annotation, biological process: kinetochore assembly. The transcript is spliced from 2 exons. Bases 1 to 786 code for a protein of 261 amino acids. Lineage: Eukaryota; Fungi; Ascomycota; Eurotiomycetes; Eurotiales; Trichocomaceae. Gene Ontology annotation, cellular component: kinetochore. The record is from RefSeq and is a predicted model, not a curated record.